This is a messenger RNA of Gadus chalcogrammus (walleye pollock), 2525 nucleotides long. It is a transcript of the gene slc24a3, whose product is annotated as solute carrier family 24 member 3. The record is from RefSeq and is a predicted model, not a curated record. Gene Ontology annotation, molecular function: calcium, potassium:sodium antiporter activity; calcium channel activity. Gene Ontology annotation, biological process: intracellular calcium ion homeostasis; calcium ion transmembrane transport. NCBI's taxonomy places the organism in Eukaryota, Metazoa, Chordata, Actinopteri, Gadiformes, Gadidae. Gene Ontology annotation, cellular component: membrane. The transcript has 17 exons. The coding region runs from base 380 to 2371 and encodes 663 amino acids.
UCGGACUCCGCGAGAGACAGGCAGCGAGGCGAGGUGACGCAUCCAUGGAGUGCCGCGCUCUCCUCCAUCGUCCACUCCAGGAUAGCUAUACUCCGUUUGAUGUUAUCUAGCGCAGAGAGAGACCGCGCGUUUCACGCGACAAGGAACAGGGUCGGUUUGUUUGUGUUUUUGUAGUGUUAUCGCCCCGUGGCGUGGUCGAAUCUCCCGACUAAAUCCCCCCCCCCCCCCCCCCUCCGUCGUGUAGCAUAACUUUGCUUGUUCACGAGACCUCACUCCGUACCGUAGCCCCCCUUCCGCGCGCUCACCCCUUGACCACUUCUGUACUUGUGUGUCACCGAAACCCGGGCUCUGAAGCGCGGGAACACGAGAGAAGAAGGCAAUGGACGGCUCGGUGGCGGGAGGGAUCAUGCCUGACAUGUCUUUCGGACUGCGAGGUCACGCGCUCCCGGUGAUGCCCAACCAGCGCAAGACGAAAGCCAGACGGAAAAAGCGAAAGGAGUUGUUCGCCUUCCAGAUGUGCUUCAUGGGGGCGCUGCUGGUCCUGGUGAUGGGCAUCAAGUCUCUGGCACGCAAAACAGGGUAUGGAGGCUCCAGCUCACUGGUGAUGAUUGAGGAGGAGGAGCGGAACGGAGACACCAGGUGGGAGAGCCGACACCUCCUCCAGAACUUCUACGACAACGCAUCAGACCUCGUCCCUGAGGCUGAAUCCAAGAACUGCACUGAACCGGCCAUCCACGAGUUCCCCCGCGACUUCUUCACCAACCAGGAGCGAGUCGACGGAGCAGUGGGCCUGCACGUCCUGUGUGCUAUGUACAUGUUCUACGCCCUGGCCUUGGUGUGUGAUGACUACUUUGUGCCCUCCCUGGAGAAGCUCUGUGAGCGUCUGAAUCUGAGCGAGGACGUGGCCGGAGCGACCUUCAUGGCAGCAGGUAGUUCAGCUCCUGAACUCUUCACCUCUGUCAUCGGGGUGUUCAUCACCAAGGGGGACGUUGGCGUAGGCACCAUCGUGGGCUCAGCUGUCUUCAACAUCCUCUGCAUCAUCGGCGUGUGUGGCAUCUUCGCUGGACAGGUGGUGCGUCUGUCGCGGUGGCCUUUACUCAGAGACUCUACGUACUACACACUUUCCAUCUCUGCCCUCAUCGUGUUCAUAUAUGAUGAAAAGGUUGUGUGGUGGGAGGCUCUGACACUGAUUCUGAUGUAUUUCGUCUACAUAUUGAUAAUGAAAAUGAACUCCCACAUCGUGCGCUUCCUGGAGAGGCGGAACAAGAGCUCCAACCUGAGGAACGGGGCGGCCAGCAACACGGAGCUGGAGGACAGCUGUGACGCCACCGCCGUGCUGCUGAAGAAAGCCAACCACCACAGGAAGCAGUCAGUGCUGAUGGUGGACGAGCUGCUGUGCGCCUACCCCCACCAGCUGUCCUUCUCCGAGGCGGGCAUGCGCAUCAUGAUCACCAGCCACUUCUCCCCGCGGACACGCCUCACCAUGGCCUCCCGCAUGCUCAUCACCGAGCGGCAACGGCUCAUCAACACGCGGACUUUCACCAACGGGGAGACGGACGCAGCGGGGAAAGCCGCAGGGAGGCGUGGCCAGGAGAACGGGGUGGGCGGAGCCAAUGCCGAGAGAUGCCCCGGCCGUCGUCGUGACGACCAGGAGGCCGGCAACGAGACUGAAAACGAAGACAAUGAGAACAACGAGAACGACGAGGAGGAGGUGGUGGAGGCCGAUGGAGAGGGGCCCUUCGUACCUUUCCAGUGUCCAGGCGGUGUGUGUAACAAGGUGAAGUGGCUGCUGGCCUGGCCCCUGUGCCUGAUUCUGUACUUCACGGUCCCCAACUGCUCGACGCCGCGCUGGGAGAACUGGUUCAUGCUGUCCUUCACCGCCUCCACCCUCUGGAUCGCCUGCUACUCCUACGUCAUGGUCUGGAUGGUGACUGUGAUUGGCUUCACGCUGGGUAUCCCUGACGUCAUCAUGGGCAUCACAUUCCUGGCAGCGGGCACCAGUGUACCGGACUGCAUGGCCAGCCUCAUAGUGGCCAGACAAGGUAUGGGAGACAUGGCCGUGUCCAACUCCAUCGGCAGUAAUGUGUUUGACAUUCUGGUCGGGCUCGGCCUCCCCUGGGCUCUGAAGACACUGGCCAUCAACUACGGUUCAUCCAUCAAGCUGAACAGCAAGGGCCUGAUCAUCUCGGUGGGCCUGCUGUUGGCUUCGGUCUUCAUCACGGUGAUGGGGGUGCACCUGAACAACUGGAAGCUAGACCGGCGCCUGGGCAUCAUCUCCAUCAUGCUGUACUCGGUCUUCGUCUCCUUCUCCUGCCUCAUAGAGUACAACAUCUUCACCUUCGUCAACCUGCCCACCUGCCGGGACGACUGAGCACCACACACACACACAAACAGGAAUGCAUAGAGACACACACACACACACACGCACACAAACACACACACACACACACACAAACACACACACACACACACACACACACACACACACACACACACACACACACACACACACACACACACACACA